AUGGUACACUACAAGUCUGUACCACUGAAACACAUGGUACACUACAAGUCUGUACCACUGAAACACAUGGUACACUACAAGUCUGUACCACUGAAACACAUGGUACACUACAAGUCUGUACCACUGAAACACAUGGUACACUACAAGUCUGUACCACUGAAACACAUGGUACACUACAAGUCUGUACCACUGAAACACAUGGUACACUACAAGUCUGUACCACUGAAACACAUGGUACACUACAAGUCUGUACCACUGAAACACAUGGUACACUACAAGUCUGUACCACUGAAACACAUGGUACACUACAAGUCUGUACCACUGAAACACAUGGUACACUACAAGUCUGUACCACUGAAACACAUGGUACACUACAAGUCUGUACCACUGAAACACAUGGUACACUACAAGUCUGUACCACUGAAACACAUGGUACACUACAAGUCUGUACCACUGAAACACAUGGUACACUACAAGUCUGUACCACUGAAACACAUGGUACACUACAAGUCUGUACCACUGAAACACAUGGUACACUACAAGUCUGUACCACUGAAACACAUGGUACACUACAAGUCUGUACCACUGAAACACAUGGUACACUACAAGUCUGUACCACUGAAACACAUGGUACACUACAAGUCUGUACCACUGAAACACAUGGUACACUACAAGUCUGUACCACUGAAACACAUGGUACACUACAAGUCUGUACCACUGAAACACAUGGUACACUACAAGUCUGUACCACUGAAACACAUGGUACACUACAAGUCUGUACCACUGAAACACAUGGUACACUACAAGUCUGUACCACUGAAACACAUGGUACACUACAAGUCUGUACCACUGAAACACAUGGUACACUACAAGUCUGUACCACAUCCACUGCAUAAGUCAAGUAAUGUUUUAUUCUUUACUUCAACAAAACAUUGA
Molecule: messenger RNA, 936 nt
Organism: Homarus americanus (American lobster)
Lineage: Eukaryota; Metazoa; Arthropoda; Malacostraca; Decapoda; Nephropidae
Product: early nodulin-75-like
Exons: 1
Coding region: 1-936 (311 amino acids)
Source: RefSeq, a predicted model, not a curated record